AUGGCUACGUGCUAUAACAGAUACACCAGGCGCUACGUGUAUUGCAGCAAUUGGAGUCGCUAUGGCCGAUGGGUGGCUCUGGUUGUGAUACUGGUCGCUGCGAUCCUCUUCUUUUUCCUUAUGGCUUGCAUCUCCCAGCGCCGACGCCGCAAGGCCGGACGUACUCCAUUGUACAUGACGGGGUGGACGUCUAAACUACCUGGAGGCAAGCUCAAUGGUCAAAGCUACAAUCCUCAGUCAAACUACCAGUCAGCUCCACCGCAAUACAAUCAGACCCAGAAUCAGUAUCCUGAUGGUGGUUAUUAUGGACAGAACCAGAAUGGUGCAAACCAGAGUUAUUUUGGUGGUCAGAGAAACGAUGUUGAGAUGCAGGCACCUCAAAAUGUGUACAACAAUAAUCAAUAUGCGCCACCAGCCGGUCCGCCACCAGCCAAGCACUGA
Messenger RNA from Lithohypha guttulata, 441 nucleotides. RefSeq lists its product as uncharacterized. Gene Ontology annotation, cellular component: intracellular membrane-bounded organelle. The record is from RefSeq and is a predicted model, not a curated record. Bases 1 to 441 code for a protein of 146 amino acids. Gene Ontology annotation, biological process: vesicle-mediated transport. NCBI's taxonomy places the organism in Eukaryota, Fungi, Ascomycota, Eurotiomycetes, Chaetothyriales, Trichomeriaceae. The transcript is spliced from 3 exons.